Messenger RNA from Odocoileus virginianus texanus, 962 nucleotides. RefSeq names its product caveolin 3 (gene CAV3). Gene Ontology annotation, biological process: regulation of membrane depolarization during cardiac muscle cell action potential; caveola assembly; regulation of cytosolic calcium ion concentration. The record is from RefSeq and is a predicted model, not a curated record. NCBI's taxonomy places the organism in Eukaryota, Metazoa, Chordata, Mammalia, Artiodactyla, Cervidae. Gene Ontology annotation, cellular component: caveola; focal adhesion; sarcolemma. Gene Ontology annotation, molecular function: molecular adaptor activity; connexin binding; transmembrane transporter binding.
GGUGGGGCCUAUUUAGCCAGCAGGGGCACAAGUCUGGGGACACUGGUGUCUGGGCCCCAGGUCUCUUCAGCCCCGCCGGCCACACGGCUCCCAUCUCCUCCCGCGGGUCCCCUGGCUCCACGAUGAUGGCCGAGGAGCACACAGACCUGGAAGCCCAGAUCGUCAAGGACAUUCACUUCAAGGAGAUUGAUCUGGUGAACCGGGACCCUAAGAACAUUAACGAGGACAUAGUGAAGGUGGAUUUUGAAGACGUGAUCGCGGAGCCCGUGGGCACCUACAGCUUCGACGGUGUGUGGAAGGUGAGCUACACCACCUUCACCGUCUCCAAGUACUGGUGCUACCGCCUGCUGUCCACGCUGCUGGGCGUCCCGCUGGCUCUGCUCUGGGGCUUCCUCUUCGCCUGCAUCUCCUUCUGCCACAUCUGGGCGGUGGUGCCCUGCAUCAAGAGCUACCUGAUCGAGAUCCAGUGUAUCAGCCACAUCUACUCGCUCUGCAUCCGCACCUUCUGCAACCCACUCUUUGCUGCCCUGGGCCAGGUCUGCAGCAACAUCAAGGUGAUGCUGCGGAAGGAAGUGUGAGGCCGGGUGGGUGAUGGGGCGGCGGGGCAGGGGAGCCCACUGCUCGUGGGGCUGCUGAUGGGCUCUUUCUCCUUGGGGACCACUGCUGCCCCCCAAGAUGGGAGCACAGAGAGUAGGGAAGCCAGAGAGAAAAGACAGUCCACCACGGAAGCACAGUGGCCUUCCCUCUGCCCCCUGCCGAACCACGAUGCCCCCUGACUGGGCGCCAGGGAAGAUCAUGUGCUCAGAGGCAGCUACUGCAAAUCUUUGCAUUCACUUGUACUGUAACAGCAUAUACCGGCCCACAGUUUCCACCCAGGACACCCUACCCCUGCCCCAAGAAACCACCAGUGACUGCCGGCAUUAGGAGGGUGGUUCCAAUAAAGGGUUUCGGUUGCAUCUGGA